UCGGUCAGCAGAACAAGAUGGCGGUCCCUACUAAACAGUAUGGGCUCAUCCUGUCCCAAAAGAAAGGAGCAGCAAAGACGGCGAUGCUGCAGAAACCCUCAGUAUUCGGCGAUGACUCAGAUGAUGAGACCUCAGUUGGGGAGAGUCUGCAGAGAGAAGCUGUCAAAAAGAAAAUGAUGAAGCAGACACGUUUGGAGAUGCACAAGGCCCUGGAACAGGACAGCACAGUAUAUGACUAUGAUGCAGUGUACGACGACAUUCAAAACCAGAGACUUGAGAGCAACAAAAAGAUCCUGCGAGGCGCUGACAAAAGGCCGAAGUAUAUCCACCAGUUAAUGAAAGCAGUCGAGGACCGCAAGAAAGAACAGGAACGGAGGGAAGAGAGGAAGAUCCAGAAGGAAAGAGAGGCGGAGGGAGAGCAGUUUGCCGAUAAAGAGGCUUACGUUACUUCCGCCUACAAGCAGAAACUGCUGGAGCAGAAGGAGGAGCAGGAGAGAGAGAAGAGAGAGGCAGAGAUGGAAGCUGCUUUGGAUGUGAAGAAACAAAAAGACCUGAGCGGCUUCUACCGCCACCUGCUGAAUCAGACUGUAGGAGAGGAGGCGAUACCCGAUCGCUCAGCAAACAAUACUCAAACCUCAAAGGUUUCAAAAGACACAGAGAGGACUUCACCUGUGCCCUCAUCUACAUCCCACGACAAUAUCCAGAGUUCAUGCAGCGACAUUGAGGAGGGGCAAGAGCAGAAGUCUGGGUUUAGCAAGCCUGCGACAGUCUCUGCACACUCAAAACGCCAAUACAGACAGAGGUCACCGUCAUCAGGGAGCGGAGAGGAGAAGGUGAAAGAGAGGGAGAGAGACAGACACAAGAAGAGCCACAGAGAUCAAGACAGAGACAGAGACAGUAGAAGAGAUAGAGAUAGAGACAGAGAUAGAGACCGAGACCGAAACAGGGGAAGGGAGAGGGAUGACAGAUACGGAGGAAGAAGAGACGACAGGGAUAGAAGGAAAGACAGGGACAGAGACCGAGACAGAGGCAGGGAAGAUGACAGAAGCAGAGGCAAGGGGGAUACAGAGAGGGAAGACAGGCACGGGAAGAGGGAGAGGAGCCCCAAAGAAAGAGAGAGGGAUAAGAAUGGGGAAAGAGAGAAGAGGAGGAAUCCAGAUGAAGACAAGCGGAAGGACAAAGAUUGGGAAGAAGAGAAGGAGAGGAGGAAGGAACCUGAGAAUGAAAAGGCAGUGAAGGAAGAGAAUGGAAAGGCAGUGAAGGAAGAGAAGGAUCCGGAUAAGAAAGAAGCAGUGAAAGAACAAAGUAAGGAAGGAGAUGGACAGGGACAGGAAGGUGAGGAGAAAGAGGAAAAGGAGGAGAAGGGGAACAAGUUUGCGAAGCGCAGCACAGAUCAGACUGUGUGUUCUGCGAGAGACCGGUACAUGGCCAGACAGAUAGCACGCUCAGGCUGUAAGACCUAUAUAGAGAAGGAGGAGGACUGAGGAAACACCCUUGAAUUACACACAGCCUUUAUCUCAAUUUAGAGGAUAAGGCUAUUUUUCUUAUUAUUUUAUUUUAUUUUUUCAACAAAUC
Molecule: messenger RNA, 1575 nt
Organism: Morone saxatilis (striped sea-bass)
Lineage: Eukaryota; Metazoa; Chordata; Actinopteri; Moronidae
Gene: nsrp1
Product: nuclear speckle splicing regulatory protein 1
Exons: 7
Coding region: 18-1484 (488 amino acids)
Biological process (GO): regulation of alternative mRNA splicing, via spliceosome
Source: RefSeq, a predicted model, not a curated record